This is a messenger RNA of Carassius auratus (goldfish), 2714 nucleotides long. RefSeq names its product rhomboid, veinlet-like 2 (Drosophila) (gene rhbdl2). Gene Ontology annotation, molecular function: serine-type endopeptidase activity. Lineage: Eukaryota; Metazoa; Chordata; Actinopteri; Cypriniformes; Cyprinidae. The record is from RefSeq and is a predicted model, not a curated record. Gene Ontology annotation, cellular component: membrane. The transcript has 8 exons. The coding region runs from base 1140 to 2027 and encodes 295 amino acids.
CUUUUAUCUGUGGAACACAAAAAGGAAGUUUUAAAGAAUAUCUUGUUUGGUAUUUUCUAUGUAUUUAAUGAUGGUGCACUGAAGUUGUUAAACUUCAAAAAACAAUUAUUUAACCUAGUUGUUUUUAACUGAAAUUUAAGAAAUUAGUUGUGAAUUUAUAAAAAAAUGUGUUGUCUGUUUUGUACAAGAAACUUGACUAUUAAUUGUAGUGGCAAUGGCGACCUCUAAUGGUCAGAAGGUGUUCCACCAUUCGCUGCAUCUUGUCUUUUCAAAAACUACUUGGUACAGACUUGUAUUCAUUGUUUGUUGUCGUUGGAAUAUAUUGGUUUUAUCGUGAAGUUUGGAAAAAGUGCUUAAAAUAGGGUGGCUCUAUGUGCCAUUUAUAGGGGAAAUGUCCUGGUCAUGAUUUUAUAUUGCCUAAAACAUCCAAAGUAGUUUGACCAAUAAGAUGCAGGUAUUGUACAUAAUCGACCAAUCGUGGAGCGUAGCGCCUGAGAAGGUAAGAACGAUCAAAGAACGCACGUGUUCGUUCCACUUGAAGCUGCACAACGAUCAUUACACCGAAGAAGCGCGAGAGCGAUUUAUCUAUAAUUGCGAAAUAUCGUCAUACAUCGAUCGAUCUACACUGUGCUAACAGACUAAACCUGGUCAUUUAAGGCAAGCUAGAAAUCCUGACAAGGAUGCGUCCCAUAAACAUAGCCCGUAUGGGCACCCUAGAUCCCUAGCUUAAAAUCGAUGAAUACUAAUUGCGGCACGUGACUUCAGGUGUGGCGGUUUGAGGAAGUCAAGGUAGAGACUCUACCCAACUUUGGCGGUCAUAGGUUGCUUUUUUCUUGUUCAACAAAGGUAAAAAUAAAACGAUUUCGCAGACCCUUCAGUUUAAAACAACAGGAAGGAACUCUGGAACCGGAAAAGCUGGAUGAAGCCUGUAAUUAACGUCCAGGGAGAGCGCCUUUAAGUCCGCGGUGGCCACACAACUAUCUUUUGUUUAUUUCAGGGAUAUUUCUAAAACAUAUUCUUUAUUUCGUUAUUAUUAUUUUUGAAACCUACAAUAUUAAUGAGCACUGGUCUGCGUGCGCUCUUAGAUAAACCUCCUGUAAGUUAUUUGCGUGAGAGGUGGUGGAUCAGAAGAAAGGGAAAUGGGCGAUAAUGACAUCGAAGAGCAGGGCAGUUUUCGCGAUCAGAACGAUGAAGAAGAUGAUAAUCGAGGAAAUCCCAAGAGAAGAGGUCGGAGGGUCGAGAAGUAUCACAAGCAUGUUUCCAAAUGGAUGCUUCCCGAGGAGUUGCGGGAGACGUAUCUGGAGCGCGCGAACUGCUGUCCGCCACCAAUCUUCAUCAUCCUCGUCAGUUUAGCGGAGUUGGGAGUGUUUAUCUACUAUGCAGUAUGGAAGCCUCAAAAGCAGUGGGUAACUCUGGGAACAGGGAUAUGGGAGAGUCCUCUUACCUAUAAGCCUGAUCACCGCGAGGAGGCUUGGCGGUUUCUAUCCUACAUGUUUGUACAUGCCGGUGUGGAGCAUAUCUUGGGAAACCUGAUAAUGCAGCUCUUUUUGGGCAUUCCCCUGGAGUUGGUGCAUAAGGGCUUUGAAGUGGGCAUGGUCUACAUGGCUGGGGUCCUUGCAGGAUCUCUCGCCAGCUCCAUCUUUGACCCUUACAGUGCUCUUGUGGGUGCUUCGGGUGGUGUUUAUGCCCUCAUGGGAGGUUACUUCAUGAAUGCUGUGGUGAACUUCAGGGAGAUGAUGCCACUUCUGGGAGCCUUUCGCAUCUUAGUAAUUGUUCUGAUUGUUGGAACAGAUGUUGGAUUUGCUAUUUAUAGAAGGUUCAUUACCCAUGAGGUUGGCAUGAAGGUCUCCUUUGUGGCCCAUAUUGCUGGUGGGGUAGCAGGCAUGACCAUUGGUUAUGUGUUUUUCACCAACUACAGUAAAGCGCUUCUGAAGGACCCACGCUUCUGGCUGUGCAUUGUGGGAUACAUCGCAUUCUUCUUUUUUGCCAUCAUUUUCAACAUCUUCUUGUCCCCAGCACCUGCAUGAGGAGCAUGUGUGUGUUCAAAUAUUGCAUUCGUUCACAACGGACAAUCAUAGCUUUUUAAAAAGGGGAAGGUCUCAGGUCAAUUUCAGAAAAUCCUGUUGGUUUUUAAAGACUCUUAAGGUUGUAUGCUUCUACACUACAUAGUAAAUAGACAGACUCAUAAAAUUCUGUAAUUCAUAUCCAAAUAUUCUUUCGGUUUUGUUUAAAUGCUUACUCAUAAAGUCGUUUCUCAGGAACAAAGUCAAGUUUAAUAUUGUAUUUUGUAUUCAUAUUUGGUGGGGCCAUUUAUUUUAUAUUCACAAGAUUAUUGAGCCCUUUUCCAGAGUAGUCUACAACUUGCUGUCAUUUUAUAAAACUCAAUUUACCAACAUUUUAAAUGCAUUUCUAAUUUUUUAUACUAUUUGAUAUGUCAUCAUAAUACCAGUAGAGGGCAACACUCAUCAAUAUGAAGACAGUCCUCAACCUGAGGUCACAACAAUGUAGUUUAAUUGCGGUAUUGCAUAAGUUAUAGACCUGUAAUCAAUAGAAAAUUGUGUCAAAUCAUUGAGAAUAAUAUGCAUCUGCAGUUACCUUGGAUUUUUAUCUUUUAUUAUCACUUCAUCAAGAUUCAGAAAUGAGUAUAAGAUUGGACAUGUGGUGACUUGAAGAAUCGUGUCAAUAAAAACAAAUAUUUUAAAAACAUUUUAAAA